Messenger RNA from Eucalyptus grandis, 1223 nucleotides. RefSeq lists its product as uncharacterized. The transcript is spliced from 2 exons. The record is from RefSeq and is a predicted model, not a curated record. Bases 252 to 977 code for a protein of 241 amino acids. Gene Ontology annotation, molecular function: protein binding. Lineage: Eukaryota; Viridiplantae; Streptophyta; Magnoliopsida; Myrtales; Myrtaceae.
UUAGAGCUGAAGAAAUUGAUGAGAAGAGCCAACUGAACGCACAUCAUGCAGAUGUGGGCUCUCUCUUAAAGCCGAGCCCUUCACACUUCCAGCUAUUGAUCGAAGAAGUGUAGCCUCUCCCUCCCUUGCAGUUGUCAGCUCCCUCUCCUGUAACCCUCCUAUAAAACAGUUUUCAGUUUUACUUGCCUGUCUGCUCUCUCUCACACACACUCCAGAGAGAGAGAGAGAGAGUCUUUCGUGGUGAAGUAAUAAUGGUUUCUUUUCAAAAUUCAACACCCCAUUCUCCGAAACAGAGGGGGCCGAUCAUUCGAGGUCUGGAGAGUCUGUCCAAAAAGAGAAAGUGGGAAGAGAUGCUACGAACACGGCGAGGGCAACGGCAAGUUGAAGCUGAAGAAGCCCUAGGGAAACGAUCAUCCCAGUCAUCAGAGACAACGGAAGCCACGAGGACAGUGCUCGACAUCGAGCUCCACCUCGAAACUCCUUUGCCUUUGGAGUGGCAACAACACCUUGAUAUUCAGUCCGGACAGAUACACUUCUACAACACAAGAACGCACAAAAGAACGUCAAAAGAUCCUAGAGAAACCUCGGACACAGGUCACGCAGCUAGUCCUGGUAAUCACGUGAGCCUAGAGCUCGAGCUCAACCUCCCUUAUAACCACGACCAGCAAGACGAUCACGAGGUCCUAUCCUCAGGAACAAUGCGUGACUCCCGGAAUCUCUCAGAGAAGAAAUCAGGACGACAAGUGAAGAAGAUGCGGCCGUGGUUGGGAUUAGAGACGAGAAACGAAACCAAAGGAGAAGAAGAAGACGAGGAGGAGGAGGAGGAGGAUCAAAUGGUCGCAACAGUUUGCGGGAGGUGUCACAUGCUGGUGAUGCUAUGCAAGUCGUCUCCGACGUGCCCCAACUGCAAGUUCUUGCACCCCCCAGACCAGAGCCAUCGGAGACUCUUCAACGGUCGGCGUAGCCUCCUAUGUUAAUAGUGAUAGUUUGAGACAUAUGUAAAACCCUAAGCUUUGCAUAUUAAUUAGUACUAGGUUUACCGGGAUGAUGAAUAUAUUCAUAACCCAAGAAGUUUGUCCUGUGGUCGUCCCUUCGAGAGAGAAACAGAGAGACAGAGAGUUAAGAAUGGAAGUGGGACUACCGCAGAUGACUGUAAUGAUAGGUAGUCCGAUAUAAUAUAGUAUGAUGUAUAUUUGCAAGGACAAUUUUAUGUGUUUCCUCUC